GCAGGCUCGGGCGGGUCCCCGGUGCGCGCAGCGGGCUCGGCUCCCUCCCCGGCCUCGGUCCCUGAGACCCCCCCGCCCGCCCCGCCCCGCGGCCCCCGGCCCCCCGCGGCCCCGCCAUGAUCCUGCUCGAGGUCAACAACCGCAUCAUCGAGGAGACGCUGGCGCUCAAGUUCGAGGGCGCGGCCGCCGGGAACAAACCAGAGGCAGUAGAAGUAACAUUUGCAGAUUUCGAUGGAGUCCUUUAUCAUAUUUCCAACCCCAAUGGAGACAAGACAAAAGUGAUGAUCAGUAUUUCUCUGAAAUUCUACAAAGAGCUACAGGAGCAUGGUGCAGAUGAGUUAUUGAAGAGAGUGUAUGGAAACUUCUUGGUAAAUCCAGAAGCAGGUUACAAUGUCUCUUUGCUAUAUGACCUGGAGAACCUUCCUGCAGCCAAGGAUUCCAUUGUGCACCAAGCUGGCAUGCUGAAGCGGAACUGCUUUGCCUCUGUCUUCGAGAAGUAUUUCAAAUGCCAGGAAGAGGGGAAGGAUGGGGAGAAGAGAGCUGUCAUCCAUUACAGGGACGAUGAGACGAUGUACGUUGAAUCAAAGAAGGACCGCGUUACGGUUGUGUUCAGCACAGUAUUUAAGGAUGACGAUGACGUGGUGAUUGGAAAGGUGUUCAUGCAGGAAUUUAAGGAAGGCCGCCGUGCCAGUCACACAGCUCCACAGGUGCUCUUCAGCCACAGGGAGCCCCCCCUUGAACUGAAAGACACGGACGCAGCAGUAGGUGACAACAUUGGCUACAUCACCUUUGUGCUGUUCCCCCGCCACACCAACACCGCUGCCAGGGACAACACCAUCAACCUGAUCCACACGUUCCGGGACUACCUGCACUAUCACAUCAAAUGCUCCAAGGCCUAUAUUCACACGCGCAUGAGGGCAAAAACGUCCGAUUUCCUCAAGGUGCUGAACCGUGCCCGGCCAGACGCGGAGAAGAAGGAAAUGAAAACAAUCACGAGCCUCUUCCAUGCCAGACAGUUCGCUGGCAACUCUCUUCAGCAGACAGAGUCCCGCACAGGUGUCAAGGUCCAGAGCCAAAGGCUGACAGGCAGAGCAGUUGAGGCCAAGAGAUGAAACAGCAGAUAGGGGGAAGACGUUCUCAUCCCGUUAACACAUGGGGUGUGGCGGAGGCCGCCGCUGAAGUCAGAAGGCUGGAGCACUUGCUACUUGAUAAUCGUAGCUUUUAAUGUUGCACCUCUCUGGGCUCUUAAGGAAUACAACCAAUCGGGUUCUGUUUUGUACAAGUUUGGGAAGUAAUCUGCGGAAACGAGCUGUGCUUGCAAGGACUUACUAGUUCAAAAAAACAAAAAAACAA
Messenger RNA from Chelonia mydas (Green sea turtle), 1353 nucleotides. It is a transcript of the gene ARPC2, whose product is annotated as actin related protein 2/3 complex subunit 2. The transcript is spliced from 11 exons. Bases 117 to 1112 code for a protein of 331 amino acids. Gene Ontology annotation, cellular component: Arp2/3 protein complex; actin cytoskeleton. Gene Ontology annotation, molecular function: actin filament binding; structural constituent of cytoskeleton. The record is from RefSeq and is a predicted model, not a curated record. Gene Ontology annotation, biological process: actin filament polymerization; Arp2/3 complex-mediated actin nucleation. NCBI's taxonomy places the organism in Eukaryota, Metazoa, Chordata, Testudines, Cheloniidae.